AUGGCCAAAUCAAUUACCGACUCACUCGAUGCUGCCUGGUUCGGGAACUUAGAGGAGGGUGAGGCAGAUGAGGAUGUGGUGCAAACACCACCUAAGAAAAGGGGGCGAGCAGAACCCAAGAGUACUCAGAAAUCCAAAGCGAAAGCAAAAGCAAAGGCCUCCCCCAAGACCAAGGCGAAAGCCGUCAAACGCACUGUUGUCAAAAAAUGCCGUGGAUGCAACAGAAAACUCCAGCCCGGAGAAUGUGCUCCGAAUUGGCCGGGAUGCGUGAAGUGCAAAAGGGCCCUCGACAACAUCACGAAGCAGGCGUCCCGGCAAGGCGUCAAGGCGCAGGAAUUUGUGGCGGAAUGCCGCCAAGAUGAUGCCAAGCUGCAGCAGAUGCUUGCAUCCUAUCAUGAUCUUUGCCCUGAGGCAACGGAUGAAGGUGCAAGCUGCUGCGGCCGAAAGCGCGGGACAUGGAGCCUGGUGCAGUACCAGGAGAGGGUUACAGCUGCAAGCGGCAUCGUGAAAGAUUGUUUGGGGGAGAUGAUGUUCGAGCGAUUGUACAUCGAGCAUGCGCAGACUACUCGCGGGGGCCGACUCCGUGAGGAGGAAGCCCAAGCCCAGUGGCUGAAGUUCAUGACCCUCAUCAAGAACAAGAGUCCAGACGUGAUGUAUGAUCACGCGGGGCCAAAUGGACAGGUCCGGGUGUGGAUCAAGACGGCAGAUCUCAUGAAGUUUCGGAGUACCUAUUUCAAAGAAAAAGAGAUUCUUUGUGUUGGAGACUCUGUGAAGAAAGGGACCGCUGCAGACGUCGACAAGUUCCGAGGCGAGAUCAUGCAGAACCAUGACCGAAACAUGGGUUUCCAAGAGGUUGCUCAGGCACUUACCCGCACUGAGAACACCUUUGGCGGGAACGAUGGCUUUCUCCUGAACGUGCUUGAUCUCCUGCCUGACGUUGAUGGCGAGGAGGAUGACGAGGAGAUCGGCGAAGAUGGUGCCAAGCCUGAUGGUGCACCUCGCGAGGCUGAUUCAGUGUGGGUCGACCGCGACCGUGUUGUCUCUUCGAAUGUCCGCUUCUUCACGAACCAGCUCAAAGCCUUUGAGGACAAGGCUCUUGAACAGCUGAAGAAGCAAAUGGUUGCCAAGGAUGAGCUGCUUGCUGAGCUCCCGGACUCAGCGCGGGAUGACUUCGCUGGGGAGCUUCGGAUCCUCGAAGUUCGCCUUGAGGCGAUCGACUUGUGUUUCCAGCAGAAGAACCCAGAGAAGGUGAAGCAGUUCAUCGCUCGCUUUAGUGCGCCUCCCGCUGACGAGUCCAUGGCUUCCGUUCCUGUUGCUUUGGGCAACGCCCCCCCUUGCGAGCUCUAUGCAAAGCUCAGGCCUGUGACCGAUGUUCAGGAGCUUGUCCAGAAGUUCCACACAGCAACGCUGCCCAAGCACAUCAAGGAAGUCACGGCCUCGAUCAGCGAGAUGAAGGCGCCGUUGUCGCAACUCCUGCAGAAUGCCACCAAAGCUGAACGCAGCAUCAAGGCGGCCAAGGAGCAGCUGAAGCGCCAAAAGAUCAAGGCGGCUGCGCAGGAGAGCAAGAAGGCUAAUGAGUCCUCCAAGGAAGCCAUGGCCAUCUUUGAUCAGGGGGCGGCGACUGCACUCCAGGUUCCCCGCAUGACCAUGGCUGAGGCCAAGGAGAAGCUCAAGGAUGCUGACUUGACCACCCCAAUCAUCAUUGAGGCCAAGGAUCUCUUGACAGAUGCGUUGGGUUCUGUGAAGAGCCAGAUGGAUGGCUUCAGCGCAGGCUUUGACAUUGGCAGGCAGCAAAAGCCUGGCAUCCGUGCGUCCAAACCCGUGGAGGACGAUGACAAGACUCAGGCCUGGAACUUCAGCGCAAAGCUUAAGGAGCUCUUUGCAGAUUCAGGAGCUUUGGUGCCCACAGACUCUGUGGGUGAGACCUUGAAGAAGCAAAUGGUGACCAGCAUUUUCGGCAUCGAUACCAACUAUGACAAGGUCUGCAGUGAACCAUGUGGCCUACCAGCAGUUCGGUUGACAGUCCAAGGAAGCCGUGCAAUGGUGGCCACAGACAGUUUGCAAUUGCAGCAGUUCAUGAUUCGCAAAGGUGUUGCUCCUCCGAUUCCAGUGACGCGGCAGGGAUCGUUUUUCCGGAGCAUGAAUUCUGCGAUGAUUGCAGAGUACAUCCAGGUUUGUUCGGUGUGGGCCACAACGAUUACUGCGGGCGAUCUGCUCCUUGUGCCCUUUGGUUUGAUUGUGGGGGAGAGUGUGAAGGAGGUGACCUAUGGUUUGCGACAUCCCCUGAUCAUCAAAGCUAGCAGGCAGGCCAACCUUCAGCAAGGUUUGGAGAAGAAGAAGCAAGAGUAUGAGGCUGCGAUUGCAGCUUCCAAAAGCGAGGAUGCAAAGAAUCGCUACAAAGUAGAGUUGGAUGUUAUCACGGAGUUGGAGACGGCUGUGACUGCGCCAGCGUGA
Symbiodinium pilosum is the source of this 2454-nucleotide messenger RNA. Lineage: Eukaryota; Dinophyceae; Suessiales; Symbiodiniaceae. The record is from the annotation of a GenBank genome assembly.